This is a messenger RNA of Pristis pectinata (smalltooth sawfish), 890 nucleotides long. RefSeq names its product collagen alpha-1(X) chain-like. Gene Ontology annotation, molecular function: protein binding. Bases 92 to 706 code for a protein of 204 amino acids. Lineage: Eukaryota; Metazoa; Chordata; Chondrichthyes; Rhinopristiformes; Pristidae. The transcript is spliced from 4 exons. The record is from RefSeq and is a predicted model, not a curated record.
GGGAAGUUACCUGGACUCCUCCUCCUCCACCCCCACUGUACCUGUUUAAAAGACACGGCGGAGCGAAGCCAGGGGAGAGCGGAGAGAGCGGAUGUGCAGAGAUCCACAAGAAAUGGUCGCAAUGGAUUUCUGGGUCAAGACUGUUCUGUUGAUCCUCAGCGCCUCGAUGUCCACCGAUGCUAUCUAUAAAUCACACCAGAAGGGCUCUGCCCACGAUAAGAACAACACAGAUCAUCAUCAGGGCUGGCAGGACCUGUUGGCCCGUAUCACUGAGCUGGAACAUCACGUUGAGCAUGACACCCACGAUGACCAUCAUGCCGUCCUCUUCGCCGCCUCUCGUGGGCCUGACAACAACGCGCCCGAGACAGGGAUCCCCAUCGUCUUCGACCGGGUGCUGCUGAACCGCGAGGGAGCCUACGACCCUGACAACGGGAUCUUCACCUGCCCCGACGCCGGCACUUACUUCUUCAGCUUCUCCUUCCUGCCCGGGCUUGAGGCGGGCGAGACCACCGUGGCCCUGGUGAAGAACGGAGAUGUCCACGAGCGCCUCUAUAGCCUCCUCCCGGCCGACGCCACCCAGUUGUCUGAGCGCAGCUGCCUCUUACACCUGGAGGAGGGAGAUCAGGUGUGGGUGACCCUGGAGAAAGGCUCCGUGUUGAUACAUCAGGCCUCCUUGUCGUUCCAGGGCUACCGCAUCUCCAAAUAACACCCCUCCCCUUGCUUUGCCAGCACUGCCUCCCUCUGCCUGUUCCAGGCACCACCUGCCUUCCAGCUCCCUGCAACUUUCGUCUUCAACAAAAUAGUUCCCGCCCGGAACAUGUGCUUGUGAAUUUCCCUCUCCUGUCUCUACUGUUCCUGUUUUAUCAAUAAAGCAUCCUGUUUAGCAUCAA